AUGAAAUCCUCCGUAUCCUCCUUGCGCUGCCGAUGCAGCAGCGCUACCUUGCGGUCGACAGCUACUCGAUCUCGCCGGUAUGUCUCGACCUCGAGCUCAUCAUCCUCCUCCUCAACCUCAACCUCGGCCUCGGCGACAACCCCAACCACGUCUCCAAAAACUCGCUGGCUGGCAAUUACCCUCGUGAGCAUCGCCGCCGCCGGCGCAGGCGCCUACAUCCGAUCCCAAACACCAAACUCAGCAACCCUGAACCAAGAAACCUUCACAAAAUACAGCCUCGUCUCCCGGGACCCCGUCUCCCCAACGAGCAGCCUAUUCACCCUCCGACCCCGAUACCACAGCGAUGGCAACUACGACGUCUACGAAGAAGCCUGGCGCACAGGAGUAUGGAGCGUAAUGUUCAAGCAGCCACAGCUCCAAAUUGGCCGCGACUAUACGCCGCUGCCCACGACGGCGGCGACGUCGUUGUCCGUUGACGAGGAGAAUGAGGGAUACUUGCGGUUCUUUAUUCGGAAGGAUCCGUUUGGGGAGGUUUCGAGGUACUUGCAUACGCUGGAACCUGGGGCGGAUAUUGAGAUGCGAGGGCCGCAAAUAGAGUGUUCGAUUCCUGAGGAGACGAGGGAGAUUUUGUUUGUUGCUGGUGGGACGGGGAUUGCGCCGGCGUUGCAGGCUGGGUAUUCGCUUUUGAAUCGGACGAGUAAGGAGAAUCGUCCUAGGAUACAUAUUAUCUGGGCGAGUCGAUUGAGGGCUGAUUGUGUCGGCGGUGUGAGUGAUACACCGAAAGCCCCGGCAGCGUCGUCAAGUCGAUCGUGGUUCUCGGGCUGGUUUGGUUCGUCCAGCAGUGCCAGUGUCUCUCAAAGCGAGACGGUCGGUCCGGUCUCUCAGGAUCAGGAACAGUCGCUGAUUGUGCGCGAAUUGGAAGCGCUCAAGUCGCAGUAUCCCGGGCAGAUUACGGUGGAUUAUUAUCUGGAUGAAGAGAAUCGCUUCAUUGGAAAGAAUGAUCUGGCCGAGUUUAUCAAGCCUACAAAGGAGGUUGAGGACCAGGAGACGCGAAAGCUGAUUCUAGUGUCUGGCCCCGAGGGCUUCAUCAGUUACAUGGCUGGGCCUAAAGUGUGGGCUCAAGGUACCGAGCUCCAGGGUCCUUUGAAGGGAAUCAUCAAGGAGUUGGAUCCUAAAGGUUGGGCUGUAUGGAAGCUGUGA
Penicillium cataractarum is the source of this 1200-nucleotide messenger RNA. Its product is annotated as cytochrome b5 reductase family protein. The transcript has a single exon. The record is from RefSeq and is a predicted model, not a curated record. The coding region runs from base 1 to 1200 and encodes 399 amino acids. Lineage: Eukaryota; Fungi; Ascomycota; Eurotiomycetes; Eurotiales; Aspergillaceae. Gene Ontology annotation, molecular function: oxidoreductase activity.